AUGGACUACGAGGCCGAGAACUCACGCAGCUGGCAGCAGGCUGUCCCGGACGACACCCAGCAGCCCAGUCAGGUUCAGAGCCAAGCUGACGCUCCAAGUCGUCCCCCUCGCGCUGGUGGAAGCGUAUCUUUCGACGGCAAGGCAUUCGAGAAGAGCAGCAAUGCCUCGGCCUCCUCACGCCCACGUCGUCCUGUUAUCAAGACCGCACUCAGAGAUGAUCGCGGACCAACUGCCAAAGAAAGGAAUUUCGCUAAACUAGCUUCACUGACACCGGAAUUGCGACGCCGUCAUGAGAAGCGCUGGGCGCGUGCGGUUCAAAGCAGUCGAUUUCGGCAACCACCGCCAAUCGACCAGCCUUUCGGAUCGAUUGGCACCUUCAUUUGGCCGAGUAAUGACUACAAACCCCAGGAGGUCUUUGGCAAUCACUGUGAAGCCCUAGACUUCAUCCGUGUCGGCUGCGAGUCGUACGUAAUAUGGGUGCCCGAGAAGAAUUGCUUCCAAGUCAUGGGAGACAAUGUGCAGAACGUCACGGAUGCCCUUCUGCGACUGCGAUCUGCCUAUUUUCAAUUGACUGCGCGAUCCAUGAACGGCGUGAGGAGAUACUUCAAUCACUGGCGAUCAAGCGCCGUGCCUUCUCACAUUGCUCUUGAGCCGUACCAAAGACCACUUCCACUCAAGUCCACCUCGACAGGCGAUGAUGAGGAGCUCAUUCGUGCCCCGCGUGGGGAAGGUGCUCUCGGAGCCAGGGUCAAUGCACUGGCCGAUUCCAUGCUCAGUGUUCAGAGCGCGAAAAUGCUUCUAGCAAAUGCGCUAAAGAAGAUACAUUACUUUCGGGGCCAGCUGACACUGGGCAUCCGGCUGGGCACUUUGCUGUUGGAGCAGUAUAUGCCGCCGCAAGCUGGCCUCGACUUGUACGAGCUGGACGAGUAUGAGGCAAUGAUCAAGCAGCCACAAUUCGCUGCUCGAGUGUCUGAAGAACUUGCCAACCCAGUCGGAGCUGACGUGCUCUCCGCUGUACAAGCGGCAGACGAUCUCUUCUGUCCGCAGGAUGCGUUUCUUGAUCGCCUGGAAGAGGUUUUGCCGUCGUACGCUGCAAUCUUCACCUUCCCUGCCGAAGACAGCGACGUGCGCCUCGUGAAGUCAUGGCAGAGGAGUGACUUCGAGAGCGAGACUGAGCCUGGAGCAUUCCGAAUGGUUGCGAAUCCCGACCAAUUCCACAGAAGCGCUACGCAUCUUCUUGACGUCUCCCUCACCGACUUACACACCGGGACUGCCUGGCAAUUCGACCUAACCGCAGAACUUUCAGUCGUCCCGAGCAAGUUGCUCGAAAAGUACUCACAGUUCGCUGCCUCGGUCAGCCUACAAGCUCCCUUCAACGCAUCAGAUGAGUUCACCGUCAAAUACAACUCAGCGGGCGUUACCUUGAAAUCACUAAGAUACGAAGUACGAUAUCGUUUCAACAUCAAGGGCACGGAUUACAAUCUCGAUCUGGUGCGCUUCCAGGACCGCACAUUCUCUGGAGGUCAAACGAUUGUGUUCGAGCCAGCAUGGAAGCUCAACGUAUUUCGGCCGGAGUGGGCAGAGAACCUUUCGCGGAACAAAGAUCUUGCUGUGGGGACAAGCGCCAACUGGUCACACAACAUCGAUGAAUGGUUUUCAGGAGACAGCGGAGAAGAUGGCUUUGCACUUCUGGUUAGCAAGCUGACGGCCAUCGAGAAGGUGCUUCAAGCUGAAUGA
Cercospora beticola is the source of this 1737-nucleotide messenger RNA. RefSeq lists its product as uncharacterized. The record is from RefSeq and is a predicted model, not a curated record. Lineage: Eukaryota; Fungi; Ascomycota; Dothideomycetes; Mycosphaerellales; Mycosphaerellaceae.